This is a messenger RNA of Spirometra erinaceieuropaei, 1347 nucleotides long. NCBI's taxonomy places the organism in Eukaryota, Metazoa, Platyhelminthes, Cestoda, Diphyllobothriidea, Diphyllobothriidae. The record is from the annotation of a GenBank genome assembly.
AUGUCAAGGGCCACAGUUGCACGGGCUUUGGAGGAUGCUGGUUUGUCUACGGAUGUGGUAGCAAAGGAAUUUGCAAAACUUCGCGGCAGUCACAUGGAUGACAUAUUCCUGAGUGAAUGCCUUCAACUGUUGGAAAAGACCAAGGAUAUCGGCCCCGACCCCGGAGCCUUCGCCAGCCUUAUCGAAUACACUCGAGAAAAAUUAAACAGCGGACACUGGAGCGAAGUGCCCGAUUGCUGGCGUAUUUCCUACGCACUACUCCGACUGGCCUCUGCUAUCGUUCGCCUGAAUGCUGCCUCAGCAGACAGUAAAGCCACGUGCCAGUUAAAGUUAGCUCUUUGGGAGCUUGAUGAUGCCCUGAUCAUGGGCUUCUGCGACCUCAACGAGGGUAUAACGAAGCUAGCCAGUUUUCUGAAUAGUUUGACAGAUGACCCGUCUGACCAUCGCUUCCCCAAAUCUUAUCCCGAGCCGAGCUCCGGUGCUGUUGACUUGGAGGCGUUUAAAUUCAAGGGCGAAAGGAUUUCAGUCUUGCAGCGGGUGCAUCAACCCUCACCCAGCGAAUUUAUGCGGAUUCUAGCGCAGGGUGUGCCCGUAAUCAUCACCGGUGCCAUGAAACACUGGCGAGCACUCAAUCCAACCAACGCACACUACUGGUCGCCUUCCUAUUGGUCCAAAUGUGCUGGCCGCCGAACCGUCCCCGUGGAGGUGGGCUCAGCUUACACAGAUGACAAGUGGGGCCAGCGUUUGAUCACAGUUGAUUGCUUUCUAGAGCGUUUCAUCUUACCCGGUCUGGAGCAGAAGGACCAGCAACCGUCCGGCUACCUGGCUCAGCAUCAACUCUUUCUCCAGAUUACGGAACUCGCGGACGACGUAGAUAUACCUGAGUACUGCUACGUGGGCGGCCCAACAGACAGUGAGACUACAACCAUUGACAGUAAUAUAUGGUUCGGUCCUGCCGGCACAGUCUCACCCCUGCAUCACGAUAGUGACAGGUCGAACGUCCUCUGUCAGGUGAUCGGCAAGAAGUAUGUUAAGUUGUACACAGCCGAUCAGACUGACCUGAUCUACCCCCACGGCGAUUCCAUGCUUUCCAACACCUCACAGGUGGAUGUAGUUGCUCCACGGCUGGAAGAGUUCCCCCGCUUCGCCAAUGCCUCUGGCUUCCAUGGCUGCAUUGAGGCCGGCGAGAUGCUUUUCAUUCCGCCUCGUUGCUGGCACUACCUCCAAUCCCUGUCAUGUAGUAUAUCAUUGAACUUUUGGUGGAAUGUCUCCCCAGACUUCAUUCCUCAAUGGCCACCCUCCUACACUGCCGCUGCAAGCAGUAAACAAAGUGAUAAAACCUAUUGA